Messenger RNA from Vombatus ursinus (common wombat), 2702 nucleotides. It is a transcript of the gene SOX6, whose product is annotated as SRY-box 6. Lineage: Eukaryota; Metazoa; Chordata; Mammalia; Diprotodontia; Vombatidae. Gene Ontology annotation, biological process: central nervous system development; positive regulation of chondrocyte differentiation; regulation of transcription by RNA polymerase II. Gene Ontology annotation, cellular component: nucleus. Gene Ontology annotation, molecular function: DNA-binding transcription factor activity, RNA polymerase II-specific; RNA polymerase II cis-regulatory region sequence-specific DNA binding. The record is from RefSeq and is a predicted model, not a curated record. The transcript is spliced from 16 exons. Bases 43 to 2520 code for a protein of 825 amino acids.
UUCUAUCCAUGGGCCCACUGGGGGUCUGUAGAACCCAGAAGAAUGUCUUCCAAGCAAGCCGCCUCUCCAUUUGCCUGUGCAGCUGAUGGAGAGGAAGCGAUGACCCAAGAUUUGUCCUCUCGGGAAAAGGAAGAGGGCAGUGACCAGCACGUGACCUCCCACCUGCCUCUUCACCCUAUCAUGCACAACAAACCUCACUCUGAGGAGCUACCAACUCUUGUCACCACCAUUCAACAAGAUGCUGACUGGGACAGUGUCAUCUCAGCCCAGCACAGAAUGGAAUCAGAGAAUACUAAGUUAUGUUCCCUCUAUUCCUUCCGAAAUACCUCUACCUCACCACACAAGCCUGACGACGGGGGUCGGGACCGAGAGAUAAUGACCAGCGUCACUUUUGGAACGCCAGAGCGCCGCAAAGGGAGCUUGGCAGACGUAGUGGACACAUUGAAACAGAAGAAGUUGGAAGAGAUGACCCGGACUGAGCAGGAGGACUCAUCCUGCAUGGAAAAACUACUUUCGAAAGACUGGAAGGAGAAAAUGGAAAGAUUAAAUGCCAGUGAGCUUCUUGGAGAAAUUAAAGGUACCCCUGAGAGUCUGGCAGAGAAAGAACGGCAGCUCUCCACCAUGAUCACCCAGCUGAUCAGCUUACGGGAGCAGCUCCUGGCUGCACACGAUGAGCAGAAAAAGCUAGCCGCCUCCCAGAUUGAGAAGCAGAGGCAGCAGAUGGACCUAGCUCGCCAGCAGCAAGAGCAGAUUGCGAGGCAGCAGCAGCAACUUUUGCAACAGCAGCACAAAAUCAAUCUCCUGCAGCAGCAAAUUCAGGUUCAGGGUCACAUGCCUCCGCUCAUGAUCCCAAUUUUUCCACACGACCAGCGGACACUGGCGGCAGCUGCAGCUGCCCAACAGGGAUUCCUCUUUCCCUCUGGAAUACCGUACAAACCAGGUGAUAACUACCCCGUACAGUUCAUUCCAUCAACAAUGGCAGCUGCUGCUGCUUCUGGACUGAGCCCUUUACAGCUCCAGAAAGGGCAUGCCUCCCACCCACAAAUUAGCCCAAGACUAAAGGGCCUAAGUGAACGUUAUGGCAGGAAUUUGGAUACCUUUGAACAUGGUGGUGGCCAGUCUUACAACCACAAAAAGAUUGAGCAGCUCUAUGCGGCCCAGCUGGCCAGCAUGCAGGUGUCACCUGGUGCAAAGAUGCCGUCUACUCCGCAGCCACCAACCACAGCAGGGGCGGUCUCACCUACUGGGAUGAAAAAUGAAAAGAGAGGGACCAGCCCUGUAACUCAAGUUAAGGAUGAAGCCGCACAGCCCCUGAAUCUCUCCGCCCGACCCAAGACAGCCGAGCCGGCAAAGUCCCCAACAUCUCCCACGCAGAGCCUCUUCCCAGCCAGCAAAACCAGUCCGGUAAACCUGCCAAACAAGAGUGGCAUUCCCAGCCCCAUCAGAGGAAGCCUGGGAAGAGGAUCCUCUUUAGAUAUCCUGUCCAGUCUCAACUCGCCUGCCCUGUUUGGGGACCAGGACACGGUGAUGAAAGCCAUCCAGGAGGCCCGGAAGAUGAGAGAGCAGAUCCAGCGGGAGCAGCAGCAGCCGCACGGCAUCGAGGGCAAGCUGGCCUCCAUGAACAACACUGGCCUGAACAACUGCAGGAGUGAAAAGGAGAGAACACACUUUGAGAAUCUGGGCCCCCCGUUAACAGGGAAGUCCAACGAAGAUGGGAAACUGGGCCCAGGAGUCAUUGAUCUGACCCGGCCUGAAGAUGCAGAGGGAAGUAAAGCCGUGAAUGGCUCUGCAGCUAAACUACAGCAGUAUUAUUGUUGGCCAACAGGAGGUGCCACGGUGGCUGAAGCCCGAGUCUACAGGGAUGCCCGCGGCCGGGCUAGCACCGAACCACACAUCAAGCGACCAAUGAAUGCUUUCAUGGUUUGGGCAAAGGACGAGAGGAGGAAAAUCCUUCAAGCCUUCCCUGACAUGCACAACUCCAACAUUAGUAAGAUUCUAGGCUCUCGCUGGAAAUCCAUGUCCAACCAAGAGAAGCAGCCGUAUUAUGAAGAGCAGGCCCGGCUAAGCAAGAUCCACCUAGAAAAGUACCCGAAUUACAAGUAUAAACCCCGACCAAAACGCACCUGCAUUGUGGACGGCAAAAAACUCCGCAUCGGAGAAUACAAACAGCUGAUGAGAUCUCGGAGACAGGAGAUGAGACAGUUCUUCACUGUAGGGCAACAGCCUCAGAUUCCCAUCACCACAGGAACGGGUGUUGUGUAUCCUGGUGCUAUUACCAUGGCAACUACCACACCAUCUCCUCAGAUGACAUCUGACUGCUCCAGCACGUCAGCCAGCCCGGAGCCCAGCCUCCCUGUCAUCCAGAGCACUUAUGGCAUGAAGACAGACAGCGGAAGCCUGGCUGGGAAUGAAAUGAUCAACGGUGAGGAUGAGAUGGAAAUGUAUGACGACUAUGAAGACGAGCCCAAAUCAGACUAUAGCAGUGAAAACGAAGGUCCCGAAGCCGUCAGUGCCAACUGAGGAGUGUUUGCAGAAUCAAAAUGCUCAGACUGGGGUUUUUUUUCUUCUUUAUUUUUUCCUGAACAAAAAAAAAGUCUUAAAGAGCCCGCAUGCAUUUGUGGCUCCCCAAUUACAUCAGCAGAAUGGUCUUAAUUGUUUCAUAAUGUGUGAGACAGAUGGAGUUUUCCCUGAUUUUUCAUGAA